GGAAGAUCUUUAUCUUUCAAAAAAGAUCUUUCUUCUUAUUAAUUACUCUUUGAUCCAAAUUCUAUUAAUCAAAUAAAAAGUGCGCAUUUCGAUGCAUCUUAUAAUGAAAACUUAUUAACUGUUAAACACUGUUCUCAGUAACAAACAAAGCUUCUUCAAGCAUUCACCAUUUUCUUUCAUCCAUUUUCCCUUUUUAAAUUCCGCUAAUUCUUCUCCAAUUUUUCAUCUUUUCCGUCUUUAUUUGUUGGAUCCAAUCCAACCAAUUACAUUAAGAUUCGAUUUCACCCCAUCAAUAUAAUUUUCAUUUCUAGGGUUUUAAUCGGUUGCGUUAUUGGACGACACACUUUUUCUCCAAAUGAUUGGUCUUUGAUCAUUGCAUUGUUCAAUCAGUUGUGAUUCCGUUUCAAAAAGAAUAUAAUUUUGCUUUUUUUCCUCUCAGAUUUAUCUCUUCAAUUUAAUUUUCCCCUUUUUAAUUUUUAAUUGUGAUGCAAGAAUAUCGGAGCAAGAUUCUAGUUGUGUCAUUAUGUUUACAUUAAAGAAUAGUGAAACUCUUGCUCGGUUUUUGUAUCAGAAAACUCUGCAUAAUAUGGCUUAUUCAAUAGGCUAUGAUCCUUGUUCCCAUUUGAGCAAAGUUUAUGCUAAUAAUAUUUUUGGGGUUAGUAGAAGAAUUGGAUUUGGAAGAAAAGGUUGUGGCUUUUACACUAGUGGUAGUAGUAAUAGUACUAGAUUAUUUGUGAGGGCUAAUGCAAGGUCUCGUGGCUUUGCGUCUGAUUUGGAAAAAGGGAGUUCUGUUGGUGGUGAUGCUACUCUUGUUAAGGUUGAUGAUGGAGGACUAAAUGGAAGUCCUGCUACACCUCGUUGUUUCCGGGAUCGACGUUUGUCUGAGAAAGUUGUUGUUGCUGUUGAUGUGGAUGAGGUAUUGGGAAACUUUGUGUCGGCUCUCAACAAGUAUAUUGCGGAUCAAUAUUCAUCAAAUUACUCAGUUUCUGAAUAUCAUGUGUAUGAAUUCUUUAAGAUAUGGAACUGUUCGCGUGAUGAAGCUGAUAUUCGCGUUCACGAGUUUUUUAAGACGCCAUAUUUCAAGUCAGGGAUUCACCCUCUCCCAGGUGCUCAGAUGGCACUUCAAAAGUUAUCAAGAUUUUUUAACCUAUCAGUUGUAACGUCUCGGCAGAAUGUAAUUAAGGAUCACACAAUUGAAUGGAUAGAGAAGAAUUUCCCAGGACUGUUUCAUGAGAUUCACUUUGGUAAUCACUUUGCACUUGAUGGAAUAUCAAGACCAAAAUCAGAGAUUUGUAGGUCUUUAAAUGCCAAGGUUCUUAUUGACGAUAACCCGCGGUAUGCCAUAGAGUGUGCUGAUGUUGGAAUUAAAGUCCUACUUUUUGAUUACGAAAACUCGUAUCCUUGGUCCAAGAACGAGUUAGUUGACGAGCAUCCUUUGGUGACCAAAGUUAAGAACUGGAAAGAAGUGGAACAACAAUUGAUGUCACUGAUAGCUUCAUAGUCUACAUCAAAUGCUGGACACAUUCAUGUUUUUGAGACGUCUAACAUAUAUUCCUGAAGAAGUGAAAUAAUUUGAAGUUGCUGCAAGAAGAUGACUAGCUAGAGGAAUGAAUGACAGAAUCGUAUUCUUUUUUCCCAUUUUGAGCAAAAUUAAUGAAGAUUGGGGAUAAGUUGUUCACUAUGGUGGAUAUUCUAGUGAUUUAUUACUUUAUUGAUAACUUAGCAAGUGGAACCUAAAUGAAUUUACAAGUGGAACCUGAAUGAUAUGGUUGUACCAUAUAAUGACUCAAACGUUAAUAAAAUAAAUGUAUGACAUUUGAUAUA
Lathyrus oleraceus (garden pea) is the source of this 1824-nucleotide messenger RNA. RefSeq lists its product as uncharacterized. The transcript has 6 exons. Gene Ontology annotation, molecular function: 5'-nucleotidase activity. The record is from RefSeq and is a predicted model, not a curated record. NCBI's taxonomy places the organism in Eukaryota, Viridiplantae, Streptophyta, Magnoliopsida, Fabales, Fabaceae. Gene Ontology annotation, biological process: deoxyribonucleotide catabolic process. The coding region runs from base 524 to 1501 and encodes 325 amino acids.